CCUUGUAUACUGGUGGAUUCCAUUCAAAAACCAGACGGCAUUUCGGUACAUAGACAUGAUAGCAAGUGAACAACAGUCCAGAAAAGUGAGACAACCAGGCCCCUUUUAAACCACAGUGACAGAUCAGAAUCACAUGAAGCGGCCGCUGGAGGAGGGCUUGCUGCUCCCUACCGUUUCUGCACGCAAACGACACCAAGUCACCCACCCCCUCUCAGUCAAGUCACAAAGUUAAAGCCUCAUCAGUUCAUUCAUUUACAUGUCACACACCGUGACCCUGGCUGGGAGAGCCCUGUUACACUAUUCCUACCAGGACCAAUCCAGAUGUCUGCUCGCUCUGAUGACGCCUAGUCGGUCCUGUGCCGAAGAGGGCGGAGUUAAACUUUUCUUUUUUUCUUUUUCUUUUCUAUCACCCCGACUGCAGUUGACGAAGGAUAGACAUGGCUGGACUUUUUGACCCUUUGUGAGGGUUAAAGGGCAUAUUUCUAAUCUUGUAAUCGAGGUUUUGGCUCCCCACGCCUUGACAAAAUGAUGCGCUUCCUGCUCCUCUUCAGUCGCCAGGGGAAGCUGCGUCUGCAGAAGUGGUUCACGCCCAUGUCCGAGCGCGAAAAGAAGAAGAUCAUCAGGGACAUGACCACCCUGGUGUUGGCUCGGAAACCACGCUCCUGCAACUUCAUGCAGUGGAAAGACCUAAAGAUUAUUUACAAAAGGUAUGCGAGCUUAUAUUUCUGCCUGGCUGUGGAGAACCAGGAGAAUGAGCUGUUAGGCCUGGAGGUCAUUCAUCGCUAUGUGGAGCUUCUUGACAAAUACUUUGGCAAUGUGUGUGAGCUGGACAUUAUCUUUAACUUUGAGAAGGCCUAUUUUAUCCUGGAUGAGUUUUUAAUGGGAGGGGAGAUACAAGAAACCUCCAAACAACUUGUGAACCGCUCCAUUGAAGCCUCAGAUAUGUUACAGGAGACCAUGGAGGAGUAUAUGAGCAAACCUGCAUUUUAACUGUUGGGAGGAGAGAAAAAAAGGACACAACUCCAACGAGGAAUGCACAAGGUGGAUGAACUGUUUACCAGUCACACACUUUUCUGAAGGUGAAUUUAGACGUUGUAGUACUAGUGAGUAUUUUUAAAGGGGAAAAUGGCAUAUGGAGUGCCUGCUUGCUGUCUGCCCGAAGAAUAGGAGAGUCACGGUCCUUUUUACACUGAUUGCUGUUAUGUCAUUAGAAUAAGGAGCAUCGGGGGGGAUGGUGUGGUUUGAAAGAUAAGUGGAGGGUUUUUUCAAUUCUAUAAUGUUGACUUCACAUCUGAAUCAUGUAUUAUUUAUAUAUUUGAAGAGAAUGAUGCCACUGAAAACUGUCUAAUUGUUUGAAUGCUCUGAUAUUUCAGCUAUAUUUCACCACACAUUUUUGUCUUAACAACCUUUCUCACCAGCACAAUGACACAAUUUCACAGAUUUUUCCAGUUUUCCGUCUGUAUAACUUUGAAUGUGUAGGACUGCUGGUAUAUGAAGCAGCUUUCUGGUGGAGGUGUGUGGCGCCCCCACUAGACAACUGUGGGGGUUGCUUUUUGUUUUUGUUUUUUUCAUAACAUGGAAUUUAUGAAGUCUUGAUUAAAAUAUUUAUUUUGAUAGA
This is a messenger RNA of Menidia menidia (Atlantic silverside), 1618 nucleotides long. The record is from the annotation of a GenBank genome assembly. Lineage: Eukaryota; Metazoa; Chordata; Actinopteri; Atheriniformes; Atherinopsidae.